UUCAGAUUCUGUAUCUGUAUUCUUUCGGACGCCGAUCGACUUGCGAAAGACCGUAUAUUAAAAGACAAAUAUCACUAUAUUUGAGUUAAUUUCAGCAUUUAACUUCGUUGUUUCUUUAUUUAUUGUGGAUUUGUAUAAUGGCGCGAAAUAAAUCUCCAACAGCAACUUCGGAUAAAGAUAAAAAGAAGCUCAAAGAAAAGAAGAAAAAAGAAGAAUCUGGUUCUAGUAGUAGUGACAGCAGUGGAAGUUCAUCAGACAGCAGUUCAUCCCGGUCAUCAUCGCGAUCUUCAUCCAGCAGCUCUGGCAGCUCGUCUCGGUCGUCCUCAUCUUCAAGCUCAUCAAGCAGCAGUAGCAGCAACAAUGACCGCUCCAAAGCUAAGAAAAAGACUUCACCACACAAGGAUCCAAUCAAGGAUCGCCGUGAGCCAGAUAAUAAGUUGAGGGAACGAUCUCCGACUGGGGAUAAAAAGAAACCAGUGUUACCCAUUGCCAAUGACAAACAGAAGAGCAAGGAUAAGCAGGAGAGAUCACCCGGUCGUAAGAAGAGAGAAAGAUCUCCACUCCCAAGACCGACUCGAAUACACAUUGGCCGACUCACUAUGAAUGUAACUAAAGAGCAUAUUAAUGAAAUAUUCUCUACAUAUGGCACUGUGAAAGUAGUGGAAUUCCCAAUGGACAGACUGCACCCAUACAAUGGACGAGGUUAUGCAUAUGUUGAGUUCAGUAAUCCAGAUGAAGCUGAAAACGCAAUGAAACACAUGGAUGGAGGUCAGAUCGACGGGCAGGAGAUAACGGCAGCCCCUGUGCUGAUCCCGACGCGGCCGCGGCGGCCCUCCCCGCGCGCCCCGCGACACCUGCCGCCGCGCAGGCACUCGCCGCCUAGGUACCGCCGGCGCAGUCCGCCGCCGCGCCGCCGCUCGCCGCCGCGCCGCCGCCGCACGCGCUCGCGCUCCCCGCGCCCCGCCAUGCGCCGCCGCCGCUCCAGGUCCUCCUCCGCUUCCUCACGAUAAACACACACACACACACACACACACACUGAUCACACACAUCCAUUCCAUUUCAAAGUUAUCAGAUAUUUUAGAGAAUCCUAAAAUUAUCCCUCACAUACACAAUAAACUCAUACUAACCUCACAAGACAAUGCGGAAACCUUACAGAGGUAAGUUAUCCUUAGCGUAAUAGGUAAGUAUGUGACAAUGUAACAUUUGUUUACAGUAAUUGUAGCUUAUCAAAAACCGAAAACCCAUAUUAAUUGGUAAUUUCUUAUCGUUAAAAGCUUGCAAAAUGGAAACUGAGCCGAGUGAGUGAUCAGUGCUAUAUUUAACUUUAUUACGACAAACAGUGAAGUGCUUAUCUGUAUUUUGUUCAAUAUAAUUUGUAACUAAAUGGACGACCCAAUUUUGUUAAUAAAUAGUGACAACAUA
Papilio polytes (common Mormon) is the source of this 1422-nucleotide messenger RNA. RefSeq names its product RNA-binding protein with serine-rich domain 1-A-like. Gene Ontology annotation, molecular function: RNA binding. The coding region runs from base 138 to 1010 and encodes 290 amino acids. Gene Ontology annotation, cellular component: ASAP complex; nucleoplasm; cytoplasm. The record is from RefSeq and is a predicted model, not a curated record. Gene Ontology annotation, biological process: mRNA splicing, via spliceosome. Lineage: Eukaryota; Metazoa; Arthropoda; Insecta; Lepidoptera; Papilionidae. The transcript has 7 exons.